AUGGCGGAUGACAAGGAAAUAAAAUAUAUAAUGCAUUAUAAGCGACCUAAAAAUUCUAGUACCCAAGCUAUAAGCAAGAACUAUUUUAAAAAAUCUUGCUCUUUUAAUGAGGAGCAGAAUCCAAAGAUAGUUUUAAGUAAAUCAUUUUACAACCGUCAGAAGAUUUACAGAACACUAAACGAUGUUACUGUAAUUGUGCAUAGGAAAAAAAAGCACCGAUCACCUGCGAUGAAUACCAUUCAAUUUAGUAAGCAAUACAGUACCCCGUUACUGAAUUUUACUUACAAUGAAAACCUAAUCUCUUCGAAAACAUCAAUAUCUCACCAAGACAUAUAUGGUUAUAAACACAACAGGAAACGUACUGUUUCAGCUCGAGAUAGGCCAAUUCAAUUUUCUUGUGGUAAGUGGGAUGUAUAUAGAUGUCAAUUCAGCACGCCAGAAGAGAGCUGUUGCUGCUCAUGUAAUUCCGAUGCUAUGUUUGAGGUCAUGAAAAGUCUUUACGACUGUUAUAAGAAAAAAAAUUGUGACCAUUGUAACUGCAUUCUGUGUGGACACCUACCAAGGGAAGAAAGGCGUUUGGGUGAGCAACGAAAAUCUGGAAUGUUAGCAGCAGUAAGUGUUAAAGCCAAAAGCAUAAAGAAGAAAAAAGGCAAAAGCAAAGAUCUUUUAGCAUUAAAAGAGGCUAAAACCCCAGAGGAAAAAGAAGCCGCUUUAAAAAAAAUUAUAGUAUCUGGUGGCGCCAUACCCGAAGCUAAAACACAAUCUGAAAAGGAUCUGAUUGCAAAAGUAAAAACUCAACUAGCUCUUCCACCUGAGCCUCGCACUAAAUCGGAAAAAGAAUUGUAUAAGAAAGCGGAGGCAGAAGGGCUUAUAACACCAUUAGAAGGUAAAACAAAGGCACAAAAAGCAAAAAUUCUGGAAAGACAAAGAGACAUGGGUCUACCAUUGCCUGAAGGACGUACCCCUUCAGAAAAAGCAUUAAUUGAAAAAAUAAAAUCAGCAGGCACUAAAUCGGCCUCCGUCGGUGUUCCUUCUGAAAAAAUACGUAAGGCUAAAAAAGAAGGUUUAUUGACACCUCUAGAGGGUAAGAGUCCCGAACAAAAAGAAAAAAUACUGAAAGGACUUGCAAUGAAUGGUAUACCUCUUCCGAAAGGAAAAAGUGAUUCUGAACGAAAAUUAAUUAACAAAGUCCGAGAUGAUCUUGGACUUCCUCCAGAGCCUCAAACUGCAAGUGAUAAAAAGAAUUACAAAAAAGCCCUAGCAGCUGGUUUAAUAGUUCCACUUGAGGGGAAAAGUCGACCAGAAAAAGAAGACCUAUUAAGAAAACAAGCAGCAAUGGGUUUACCGCUCCCUAAAGGACGUACUGCUUCUGAGAAAUCUCUUAUAGCCAAGAUUCAAAAGACAACGGGUGCCCGACCUUCUAUAUCAGCUGCAGUAAAAGUUCCAUCUGAAAAAAUUAAAAAAGCUAAAGCUGCAGGAUUACUUACACCAUUAGAAGGCAAGACACCAAAACAAAAAGAAGAAAUUCUUCGAGGGUUAGCCAUGCAUGGUAUUCCUCUUCCAGAAGGGAAAUCCGAUUCAGACCGAAAAUUAAUUAAUAAAAUCCGAGCCGACCUUGGCUUGCCUCCUGAGCCAAAGACUGCAGCCGAUAAAAAGAAGUAUAAUCAAGCAUUAGCUGCUGGUAUAAUUACCCCCUUAGAGGGGAAAACCCCAGCCCGAAAGGAAGAUAUACUUAGAAAACAAGCAGCAAUGGGUUUACCUUUGCCAGAAGGAAGAACAGCAUCAGAAAAAGCUAUUAUUGCCAAAAUUAAACAAGAACCCCCCCUACCAUCAGAAGUCUUAAAAGUUCCAUCAGAAAAAAUUAAAAAAGCUAAGGCUGCAGGGUUAUUGACACCACUUGAAGGAAAGCCACCUAAACGUAAAGAAGAAAUACUUAAAGGCUUAGCAAUGCAUGGUAUUCCUCUUCCGGAGGGAAAAUCCGAUUCCGAGCGAAAACUGAUUGAUAAAGUCAGAGCAGAUCUUGGUUUACCACCAGAACCAAAAACAGCAUCCGAAAAAAGUAAUUACAACAAGGCUUUAGCUGCAGGCGUAAUAACUCCAUUAGAGGGUAAAACACCGGCACAAAAAGAAGAUAUAUUAAGAAAGCAAGCAGCUAUGGGAUUACCAUUGCCACAAGGACGAACUCCUUCGGAAAAAGCUCUUAUUGCUAAAGUUCAACAGACUGCUCCUUCCCCGUUAGAAGUGGGAGUUUCACCCGAGAAAAUAAAAAAAGCCAAGGCUGCAGGAUUAUUGACACCGCUAGAAGGUAAGACACCUAAACGGAAAGAAGAAAUACUUAAGGGUUUAGCAAAACAUGGCAUUCCUCUUCCCGAAGGAAAGUCUGAUUCAGAACGAAAACUGAUUGAUAAAGUCAGAGCAGAUCUUGGUUUACCACCAGAGCCAAAAACAGCAUCAGAAAAAAGUAAUUACAACAAAGCUUUAGCUGCAGGCGUAAUAACUCCAUUAGAGGGUAAAACACCGGCACAAAAAGAAGAUAUAUUAAGAAAGCAAGCAGCUAUGGGAUUACCAUUGCCACAAGGACGAACUCCUUCGGAAAAAGCUCUUAUUGCUAAAGUUCAACAGACUGCUCCUUCCCCGUUAGAAGUGGGAGUUUCACCCGAGAAAAUAAAAAAAGCCAAGGCUGCAGGAUUAUUGACACCGCUAGAAGGUAAGACACCUAAACGGAAAGAAGAAAUACUUAAGGGUUUAGCAAAACAUGGCAUUCCUCUUCCCGAAGGAAAGUCUGAUUCAGAACGAAAACUGAUUGAUAAAGUCAGAGCAGAUCUUGGUUUACCGCCAGAGCCAAAAACAGCAUCAGAAAAGAGUAAUUACAACAAAGCCUUAGCUGCAGGCGUAAUAACUCCAUUAGAGGGUAAAACACCGACACAAAAAGAAGAUAUAUUACGAAAGCAAGCAGCGAUGGGGUUACCACUUCCACAGGGACGAACACCUUCAGAAAAAGCUCUCAUUGCAAAAGUACAGCAGACUGCUGCUGCUGCUCCUCCACCUUCAGAAAUGAGGGUGCCAUCAGCAAAACUAAGAAAAGCUAAAGCUGCAGGUUUACUUACUCCUUUAGAAGGUAAGACGCCGAAACAAAAAGAAGAUAUACUAAGAGGACUGGCAAUGAAUGGUAUACCUCUUCCACAUGGAAAAACCGAUUCGGAUCAAAAACUAAUCGAUAAAAUCAGAAACGAUCUCGGCUUACCUCCAGAACCGAAAACAUCAGCAGACAAAAAUAAGUACAAAAAAGCCUUAGCUGCAGGAGUAAUAACUCCAUUAGAGGGUAAAACACCGGCACAAAAAGAAGAUAUAUUACGAAAGCAAGCAGCGAUGGGGUUGCCAUUGCCACAAGGACGAACAGCAUCCGAGAAAGCUCUUAUAGCCAAGAUACAACAAGAACCUCGGCCUCCUUCAGGAGUUUUCAGAGUUCCGUCAGAAAAAAUGAAAAAAGCGAAAGCUGCAGGUUUACUGACCCCUUUGGAGGGUAAAUCUUCUAAACGCAAAGAAGAAAUACUUAAAGGAUUAGCUAUGCAAGGUAUUCCUCUUCCAGAAGGAAAAUCCGAUUCUGAGCGAAAACUUAUAGAUAAAGUGAGAGCAGAUCUUGGUUUACCACCAGAGCCAAAAACAGCAUCAGAAAAGAGUAAUUACAACAAAGCCUUAGCUGCAGGCGUAAUAACUCCAUUAGAGGGUAAAACACCGGCACAAAAAGAAGAUAUAUUACGAAAGCAAGCAGCGAUGGGGUUACCUCUUCCACAGGGACGAACACCUUCAGAAAAAGCUCUCAUUGCAAAAGUACAGCAGACUGCUGCUGCUGCUCCUCCACCUUCAGAAAUGAGGGUGCCAUCAGCAAAACUAAGAAAAGCUAAAGCUGCAGGUUUACUUACUCCUUUAGAAGGUAAGACGCCGAAACAAAAAGAAGAUAUACUAAGAGGACUGGCAAUGAAUGGUAUACCUCUUCCACAUGGAAAAACCGAUUCGGAUCAAAAACUAAUCGAUAAAGUCAGAAACGAUCUCGGCUUACCUCCAGAACCGAAAACAUCAGCAGACAAAAAUAAGUACAAAAAAGCCUUAGCUGCAGGAGUAAUAACUCCAUUAGAGGGUAAAACUCCGGCACAAAAAGAAGAUAUAUUAAGAAAGCAAGCAGCUAUGGGAUUACCAUUGCCACAAGGACGAACUCCUUCGGAAAAAGCUCUUAUUGCUAAAGUUCAACAGACUGCUCCUUCCCCGUUAGAAGUGGGAGUUUCACCCGAAAAAAUAAAAAAAGCCAAGGCUGCAGGAUUAUUGACACCGCUAGAAGGUAAGACACCUAAACGGAAAGAAGAAAUACUUAAGGGUUUAGCAAAACAUGGCAUUCCUCUUCCCGAAGGAAAGUCUGAUUCAGAACGAAAACUGAUUGAUAAAGUCAGAGCAGAUCUUGGUUUACCACCAGAGCCAAAAACAGCAUCAGAAAAGAGUAAUUACAACAAAGCUUUAGCUGCGGGAAUUAUAACUCCUUUAGAAGGCAAAAGCCCAGCCCAGAAAGAAGAAAUACUAAGAAAACAAGCUGCCAUGGGUUUACCUCUGCCCGAGGGACGAACAGCUUCUGAAAAAGCUCUAGUAGCUAAAGUAAAAAAAGCAACUCCACCGGCCGCUGCGCUAGAAGAAGAACCAACUGCAAGAGGGUUACCUCCAGCUGAGAAGGAAAAAACAUUCAAAAACCUAGCGAUGCAAGGAAGGCCUCUACCAGAAGCUCGUAGUCCAUCGGAAGAGAAGAUAUUAAGCAAAGUGAGACAAGAUUUAGGUUUACCUCCUGAACCGAAAACUAGCGCCGAUAAAGAAAAAUACAACCGAGCAUUAGCCGCCGGUAUCAUUGUUCCUCUGGAGGGUAAGUCCAGGCCAGAAAAGGAGAGAAUUCUACAGGCUCAAGCUGACAUGGGAAUCCCAUUGCCAGAAGGUAGAACAGGUUCAGAAAAAUCAAUAAUUAGACAAAUUAAAUCGGGUAAAAGGAAAUCCUUAGCUCCUGUAAGAGCUUUACCACCAUCGAAACCCCUACCACCAGCAGAGUUAAAAAAGCUUGAUGCAAAAACUGCAAAGAAAAUGAAAGAGGGAAAGGGGCCCAGCGAUGAAUGUAUAUGCGAUAUACUUACCCCUGAAGCAGAAAAAAUGGCUAUUAAGUCAAGAGUACCCUCAGAAAAAAUAAAAAGAGCAAAAGAAGCAGGGUUAUUAACUCCACUAGAAGGAAAAUCAGCUAAAGACAAGGAGCGGAUAUUAAAAAGUUUAGCUAAGGAAGGAUUGCCUUUGCCUGAGCCAAAGACGGCUUCGGAAAAGAAAUUAAUCGAAAAAGUAAAAACCGAAAUGGGAGUGCCCGCUGCAGCAACCCCCUCUGAAAAAUUACGUAAAGCUAAAGCCACUGGUUUAUUAACACCACUCGAAGGUAUAUCCCCAAAAGAAAAAGAGAAAAUAUUAAGAAGUUUAGCGAAAGAGGGUUUGCCUUUGCCCGAGCCAAAAACCGCCUCUGAAAAAAAGUUAAUAGAAAAAGUUAAAACAGAAUUAGGAAUGCCCCCAACAACAUCGCACUCGGAGAAAAUUCGAAAGGCAAAAGCGGCUGGCUUAUUAACACCUCUUGAAGGAAAGUCUCCUAAAGAAAAAGAAAGAAUUUUAAGGAGUUUAGCUAAAGAAGGACUACCUCUACCCGAACCCAAAACUCCAUCGGAGAAGAAAUUAAUGGAUAAAGUUAAAACUGAAUUAGGUAUUCCAGUAGAAGGAAUACCAUCAGAAAAACUACGAAAAGCUAGAGCAGCAGGAUUAAUAACACCUUUAGAAGGUAAACCUCAGGCCCAAAAAGAGAAAAUAUUAAAAGGGAGAGUUGCAGCAGGCUUGCCAUUGCCAGAAGGAGUAACACCUUCAGAUAAAGAAUUAAUAAAAAAAAUAAGGGCAGAAACAGGUUACGUUACACCAAGAGCAGUAAAGAGUAAGUCCAGAGUAACAAAAAUUCCGUCAGAAAAAUUAAAAGCUGCAAAAGCAGCUGGCCUUCUUACUCCUUUACAAGGAAAAUCCGAUGCUCAGAAAGAAAAAAUAUUAAAAGGCCUUGUCGCUAACGGAAUACCUCUACCUAAAGGGAAAACACCAUCUGAAAAAAAAAUUAUAGAUAAAGUUAGGAAAGACUUAGGACUGCCUCCAGAACCAAAAUCGCCAUCCAUACGAGAAAAAUAUCGUCAAGCACAAGAUUCAGGCUUUAUUACACCUCUUGAAGGAAAAACACCAGCUCAGAAGGAAAAGAUUCUAAGAAAACAAGCAGAAAUGGGAAUACCCUUGCCAGAAGGUCGUACACCAUCUGAAAAAGAUCUCAUAAAUAAAGUACGUGCGACUUCAGCAAAACCUGUUGCAUCGGAAAAAUUGCGGAAAGCGAAAGAAGCUGGUCUAUUAACACCUUUGCAAGGAAAAACGCCAAAAGAAAAGGAAAAAAUAUUGAAAGGCCUAGCAAAAACUGGCAUGCCAUUGCCUGAAGGUAAAACUCCUUCAGAAAAAGAACUAAUAAAAAAGGUAAAAGCAGAUAUGGGUAUACCCUUAGAAGGUAUAUCAUCAGAUAAACUUCGUAAAGCAAUGGCAGAAGGUUUAAUCACACCACUAGAGGGGAAAUCGGCAGCGCAAAAGGAGAAAUUGUUAAGAGGUAGAGCUCAAGCAGGAUUGCCUUUGCCUGAAGGUGUUACACCUUCUGAUAAGGAAUUAAUAAAAAAAGUGAAAGCUGAGACAGGUUAUGUGACACCUCGACCGGAAAAAUCCAAACGAGUGAGUGCCGCAGCAUAUCCAUCGAAAGGUCUUGCUCUAUCGCCUACACAGAAAGAAAAAGCGUUAAAAGAUUUAGUCAUGCAAGGAAAGCCAUUGCCAGAACCUAAAACUCCCUCUGAAGAAAAGAUCGUAAACAAAGUUAGACACGAUUUAGGUUUACCUCCCGAACCGAAAACUAGCGCCGAUAAAGAAAAAUACAACCGAGCAUUAGCCGCCGGUAUCAUUGUUCCUCUGGAGGGUAAAUCCAGGCCAGAAAAGGAGAGAAUUCUACAGGCUCAAGCUGACAUGGGAAUACCAUUGCCAGAAGGUAGAACAGGUUCAGAAAAAUCAAUAAUUAGACAAAUUAAAUCGGGUAAAAGGAAAUCCUUAGCUCCUGUAAGAGCUUUACCACCAUCGAAACCCCUACCACCAGCAGAGUUAAAAAAGCUUGAUGCAAAAACUGCAAAGAAAAUGAAAGAGGGAAAGGGGCCCAGCGAUGAAUGUAUAUGCGAUAUACUUACCCCUGAAGCAGAAAAAAUGGCUAUUAAGACAAGAGUACCCUCGGAAAAAUUAAGAAGAGCAAAAGAAGCAGGUUUAUUAACUCCACUAGAAGGAAAAUCAGCUAAAGACAAGGAGCGGAUAUUAAAAAGUUUAGCUAAGGAAGGAUUGCCUUUGCCUGAGCCAAAGACGGCUUCGGAAAAGAAAUUAAUCGAAAAAGUAAAAACCGAAAUGGGAGUGCCCGCAGCAGCAACCCCCUCUGAAAAAUUACGAAAGGCGAAAGAAACAGGUUUAUUAACUCCAUUAGAAGGUAAAUCAGCUAAAGAAAAAGAGCGAAUUUUGAGAAGCUUAGCCAAAGAAGGACUUUUGCCUGAACCUAAAACUGCAUCAGAUAAGAAAUUAAUAGAUAAAGUAAAAACUGAAAUGGGCAUGCCUGCAGCAGCGAUUCCGUCAGAAAAACUACGAAAAGCAAAAGAAGCUGGUUUACUAACUCCUUUGGAAGGUAAAUCAGCUAAAGAAAAAGAGCGAAUUUUGAGAAGCUUAGCCAAAGAAGGACUACCUUUGCCUGAACCUAAAACUGCGUCUGAAAAGAAAUUAAUAGAUAAAGUAAAAACUGAAAUGGGCAUGCCUGCAGCAGCGAUUCCGUCAGAAAAACUACGAAAAGCAAAAGAAGCUGGUUUACUAACUCCUUUAGAAGGAAAGUCGGAUAAAGAUAAAGAGCGAAUACUAAGAAGUUUGGCUAAAGAAGGAUUACCCUUGCCUGAGCCAAAGACCGCAUCCGAAAAAAAAUUAAUAGACAAAGUGAAAACUGAAAUGGGCAUGCCGGUUGCAGCAAUUCCGUCAGAAAAAAUGCGUAAGGCAAAAGCAGAAGGUUUACUUACUCCAAUACGUGGAAAGCCAGAAGCUGAAAAAGAAAGAAUUCUGAGAGGUUUAGCACAAAACGGAAUUCCUCUACCAAAAGGAGAAACGCCAUCGGAAAAGAAAAUAAUAGACAAAGUUCGUAAAGAUUUGGGCUUACCUCCUGAGCCAAAAACACCAUCAAUCAGGGAAAAAUACAACAAAGCGCAGGAAGUCGGCAUUAUUACCCCACUUGAGGGUAAGAGCUUAGCGCAAAAAGAAAAAAUUUUAGCCAAACAAGCAGAAAUGGGUUUACCUUUACCUGAAGGAAGAACACCAUCUGAAAAAGACUUAAUCAAACGUAUACGCGAGAGUGUUCCAAAGAAGAAAAAGUCUGAAGUAAUUGGUGAAAUCGGUGGAGUCCCCGUUACAGAAUCUAAGAAAGAAGCAUUCAAAAAAGCAAAAGCAGAAGGUUUAAUAACGCCUUUAAGAGGAAAGUCCGCCGCUGACAAAGAAAGAAUUGUGAGGGGCCUAGCAGAAGCUGGGUUACCAAUGCCUGAAGCAGCAACACCUUCCGAUAAAGCUUUAAUAGAAAAAGUUAGAACGGCUCUUGGGCUUCCUCCUGAACCAACUCCUUCAGAAAGAAAAGAAAAAAUUAAAACAAAGUCAAAAAAAAUUGGCGUGGAGAGGGCAAAGAAGAGUGAAAUCGGCGUAGGAAAGUCUAAAGUCGGCAUUACAGAAGAAUUUCAAGACAUUGUGAAAACAACAACUUGCGAUCGUGGUUGUGGUUGUGAUAGAAAGAAAAUAAGAUUUAAACAUAGUUACGUUAAAAUAAGAGUAACUUCACCAGAUAUAUCGUCUUUGUGCCCGUGUCCCGAUGAAUGUGUGCCGGGAGUGAAAGGCGGAGUAUUUACCGAUAACGAAGGUAUUAAAGUCACGGUUGGUCAAGUAAGCGGAAUACCUUCUUUUACGAGCAAGGAAUGUGAUUCUAUAAGUUCUAAAAACAAUGUUAGUAACUCGAGGAUUAACAGUGGUGGUCUAAUUACCUGUAAUUUAAGUGGUUCCGCUUUAAAUGGCCCCCGCGUUAAUGAUACACGGGGUCCCAAAAUCUCCAACAUAGAAAAAGGAAAACGUAGAAAAUAUGUACCAGACUAUGAUAAAGAUUAUAUACACUUAAGAACAUUUAGUAAAAGUGACACUUUCAUUUUUAUUAAAUCUCUAGGAGAUUUACACGAAUCAAAGCUAAGUGUUGAUAUACCAAUACUUUUAAAUGGUAUCGGAUCAUCUUUUUUUUCAUCUGCAUCUGAUAGAAGUAUACUAUCAAAUACAAUAAGUAUUAUCUCCAUUUCUGUUACGGAUUGCUCAUCAAAUUCUGCCUACCUAAUUGAAAGAAAAAGCAUGAACUCAAUUCGAUCCAGCGAAGUUAUAACCGAUACAAGUAUAACUGAGGAUUAUUAUCGAAGAGAUAAAAGUGAUUGGAGCGCUUCGAUACUAAACAACAAUUUUGAUCCCGAAACAGAUUCCGAUAUGUUGUGUACUCAUCCGGCUAUAUUCAGACUAUCUGCACACAAUUUGAAACAUGAUAAUAAAAAUGUGCUUUCCAAUGAAUUACUAGAGUUUUGUAAUGUGAAUAGAACGAAGGCCCGACAAAAACUAGUAAAUGUAAUAAGUAAUAUGCUGUCGGAACGAACAAUAAGAGAAUCUUCGUCUUUGUAUGUACUCCUUCCAACGUCGUCUGAAGAUGAUAUUGUCAAGAAUUUAAAUGAAAGGCAAAUAAGUUCCACUAUAUGCAUUCAACUUUCUGAAAAACCAUUAAACUGCAGAGCUUGUUAUGGGUCUGAAAAUCAUACAGAGAGAAGGCAAAAUACAUUGCUCGGCUUUAAAAUUGCUGCUAAAGGGAGGACCACUACGCACAAAAAAGAAAAGGGGUAUAUACCCCCAACUACCUUCGAUGAACCAAAUAAUGUUCCGCAGCGUAGCUUUUAUAUCAAAGAAGCAAGACACUUGCGCAAAGAGAUGAGCACUGAUACUACUGUAGAUCGACCAUGCUGUUGUGAUAUCAGAAACACUAACAUCAACAAUGAAACGCUUAGAAAAAGACAACAAACAGAAAAGUCACAGGUGGUGUCUGAAAUAGUGACUCCUUUUAUUAUAAAUGAUGCGAUAUCCCAAGGUUUUAGUCACGAGAAUUACGACAAUAUACCCAAAACCAAUGUUGUAUAUACAUCCAGGAAACUAUGCGUUAAUCAAACGCCAGUAAGACUUUGCAAAAUACCCCCAUGCAGUAAUUUUUCCGAUUGUCAUACACCAAAAAAUAUACCUAACACGAGUAGCGUAACAAAUGUGCCACAUAUGGGGCCAAUGUGCCCUAACACAAUAAAUACGCCGAAUUUUACUAAUCAAACAAAUAGCAGCAAUACAACGACUAACUCGAAUGGAAAACAAUGUGAUUGCGACUUUGACAAAAUAAAAGAGAUUAUAGAAAAAAUUGGAAAGGAACUUAUCUCUACAGGAUGCGGUACAUCCGAUUCUAUGGAGACAAAAAACAAUAUCAAACCAAUUAUAAGAAAAACCAACUUUGAAGAUUCAUCUAAAAGUCUGGAUUGUUUAUCAUGUGGCAAACCGAGCAGCAAAGAAGAUCAGAAAAAGCAAUGCCCGUGUGAACGGCACGUCAAACUUAAGAGCAAUGACUUUAGCGACCCAGCUGCUUUGGACGACGCAAACUACGAAGGCUUCAGAUCUAAUUACGAGGAAUUUAAAGAUAGCGGCAAGAAAAAGAAGAAGAAAAAUAAGAGACACACUUGCGAAUGCCCCCCGGCGCCCCUGGAGGAAGAGUUCGACCCAAUUCUUUGGAUUGAUGAGAAACAAAUUAGAAAAAUGAAAUCCGAUUUGACACAAAACACUUCAGGUUUUAAAAUAAACAGAGUUCGUAGACCAGCUGAACCCGAAAUGAGUUUCGAAGAAGCACUGAGCUAUGUAAUACAAAGUGACGAAGAGAAAUAUAGACGACUGUUGUGCUUAUGUGAAGACGAUAAGAAAAAGUCAAACAAGAAAAAAGUAGAUUGUGAAUGUCCACCCGCACCACCACCACCGGAAAUACCACCAGAAGAAGAACCUAAAGGGAUCAAACUGCAUAUAGGUGCUAAAGGAUCGUCGUCAAAAGGACUCAGUGGUGUAUUAUGUUUUUAA
Leptosia nina is the source of this 11310-nucleotide messenger RNA. The record is from the annotation of a GenBank genome assembly. Lineage: Eukaryota; Metazoa; Arthropoda; Insecta; Lepidoptera; Pieridae.